AUGGAUAUUGAAUCCUCUAUUCAGGAGUCACUAACGCUGAAAACGUCGAAUAACGCACUUUCUAUGGAGCACCAUUCAAAGAUACGUCGUAGCAUAGGUUCCGCCUACACCAAUGUCGACGUCUUGCAGACCUACACCCAGAACCGAGAUAGUUGCUUUCCCGAGGAUGCUAAGCUCCCCACCGGCGACAUUUCCGAAUCUUUGAGCUUUCCCAAAGAGACCGUGCGGCCUCACGGCGAUGCGGGAAGCACUAGUAGUAAUAAGGAUCGCAUCUCUCAUUUCCCGCUAAACAAUCUCCUGGCGUCAUCCGAUGAAUUUUACCCAAGGUACUGGGGUCAACCCCCCCCCUCAUCCAAUCCGAUCGCGAUGCCCGACUCGUCCUCAUGGGGCUUCUCGAAUGGGCUGAAGGACGGGAACGAUGCGCGAGAGCUCGCUCCCCACCCUCACCCUGGCGAGGAAACCCCUUCCCUCCCGCAUACGGAAGGAAAACCAACCAGUGGGUGCACACACGCGCGUCUUACCCGACGCCCUUUGCGGGAUCGAUGCCGGAUGGCUCGUCAAAUCGCGGUGCGGUGGAUGUCGCGUCUGAUGCAAGGCCCUUCGGCGGAGACGCGUAUGGAAUCCUGCCGGGCGGGAAAAGCUAUCGGCGUGGAGGGUGGAAACCCCACAACACCCCCGCUUGCGAGGUCGUCCGCGAUCCACCCCGGUGAUUCCUCCCAUUCGGAUCCCCUUCAUAGCACCUUUUCGUCCGAGGGCACUCGAAAGUCUGGCGUAUGCAAAGGAUUUGACCGGGCCGUGGAUUCGACGGUCGCGCCUUCGCUUUUCAAUAUUGGGAACGGCAGGCCGCAUUCACGGCUAGGGAAUCCACGAAAUGGUGUGAGUAGUGCCGAUUCUUUUCGCACCGAUGCAAUAUCAAAGCAGGGAAACGAACGGGAGCCUACCCAGGUCGGGACCAAUCCCUUUACGUAUGAGCAGUUGGAGCUGGUGCCAGGGGAUGCUAGUAGCAUUCCCUCGUUGUUAUACGCGCUGCGUGAGAUUGCGCUUAGUUGUGCGUCGCUAGAAUUGUUUGAUAAACCCACGAGCGGUCGAGUGGGAGGGAAUCGCGGUAGUUUAGAGGGGCAAGGGUGUGGCAAGAAUGCUUCACGUCGCCAUUCACCCUCUCGAAGCCCUGCAAUGAGCUCUUGCUCAACCGAGUCCGAUGCCAAAACGCACACCGAUGUUCAUGAGGAACAAUGGAAUACGGUGCGGAAUCACUUUGCCACCGUACGGCGCCUUGUACUUAACGAUGAGGAGCUGGUUCAGGCUCUGGAUUUCACUUUUGGGGUCGAUUGGCACCAGGUGCCCUCUAGUACACCCGCCCCCGACGAAUCGGCGACGCGGGAGGAACGAUCGAACAAAGAAAUCGGUUCGAAACCCUCUUACCUUGCAGCUGCGCGGGCGAAUUGUGGAUCCAAACCGGCGGUAACGGAUCCAGACAAACCUCAUGAUGCGCCUCACAUGGUCGAGUUAGUAGCCGCCAAAGACCUUCAUGCCGAUGCCAAUGGCGACGCCAGUGGCAUGAUGGAAGCGCAAAGUCCGAUGAACCCUCACGCGACCUCGUUUCAUUCCCGCCAUUCCUUCACGUUGUCGGAAAGUAGCGCGGAUUACGCCCCUUCACGGUAUGUAACCUCCUUCCUGACGGAGCUCACGACCCCACCGAGUACGACACCGCACGGGAAUGGUGGGGAUCCCAAACCCCUUCCUAUGGGGCCUUCGGAGUCCAAUGGCCUCAAAUCUGCGGCUUUUCCCGCCCUCCCAUUGGGCGAGGAAUCGGCGAAAAAUCCACCGCAACGCGGCGCAAAACCCCAACAACGCGUCCUACCCAAUAGCCACGCGAACGGCCCUGUUCGGGCGCCGAAUCCGGUCGGCAAGACGAACCCGAGUGGGGCUUCCGUGGCGGCGGCGUCGACCAGCCUGGGGUCGUCGCCGCCGAUCACGUUUUGUUUGGAAUCCCGCGAGGAGAUGAUGCGGCGACGGAGUGCCGCUCCGCACGCGUUUUUCGCGGCCGCCUCCCCUUCUCAUCGGGGCGGGGCCACCUACUUUAAUUCCACCACCGUGGCGUCGUCCGCAUCGCCGACCGGGCAUGGGGAACCCGCCACGUCCCCUACCCCUCCUUCGCAUCAUCAUAAUAGCAACAACCCCAGUAAUAGCCUCGUUGGAGGGGUGGGGAGUUCACUUGGGAAGUCCUUCACUCCUCGGAGCCUGCCGAUCUCCCCACUUCUCGCCUUUAACUCCCCGGCAUCGCUCCCGCAGUGCCCGUACGACUACCUUCUUGUGCUCGACUUUGAGGCGACGUGUGAGGAGCACGUGCCGCCGGGGUAUCUCUAUGAGAUCGUCGAGUUUCCCGUCGUCCUCGUCGAUACGAAGCUGCACCGCGCGAUGGCGGAGUUCCAUCGUUUCGUUCGACCUCGUCAUAAACCGACGCUGAGUGCGUUUUGUCGAUCUUUGACGGGCAUUCGCCAGGAAGACGUCGACGCGGCCGCCCCGUUAGAGGAGGUGGUCGCGCAGUUUGAGCGGUGGUAUCGGCAGACGAUCCCACCCAACGCGCGGGCAAUCUUCGCGACAGAUGGUCCGGCCGAUUUUCGCGAGUUCAUGUACAAUCACAGCGUCGCCCGGCAGGGGAUUCGCUUUCCCGCGAUGUUUUACCAGUGGAUUGACAUCAAGAAGUCGUUUGCGGCCUUUUUCAACUGUCAGCAGGGCAAGAUUAAGGCCAUGCUGGAUGCCCUCCAUAUGCCUUUCAAGGGGAAACUGCAUAAUGGGAUGGAUGAUGCCAGGAAUUUGGCGAAUAUCGUCAUUGGUCUGCUGCAGCGGGGCUGCACCUUCUGUGAGGUCCCACUGAGCCGCCUUUCACCGGGGACUCCGAACACUCGCAUCGGUGGCGCCGUGGAUAUCCUCGGCGGGAACCUUUUCCUCCCGCCGGCAGCCGUCUCUAUCCCCACCCCGAGUAGCAAUAGUUCUUUUGCCCACGCGACGCCGGAGACGCGACGCGAAGUCGAUGACGAUGAACAUUCUCAUAAGAACUAA
This is a messenger RNA of Phytomonas sp. EM1, 3063 nucleotides long. NCBI's taxonomy places the organism in Eukaryota, Euglenozoa, Kinetoplastea, Trypanosomatida, Trypanosomatidae. The record is from the annotation of a GenBank genome assembly.